Messenger RNA from Austrofundulus limnaeus, 519 nucleotides. RefSeq names its product muscle M-line assembly protein unc-89. The record is from RefSeq and is a predicted model, not a curated record. The transcript has 2 exons. NCBI's taxonomy places the organism in Eukaryota, Metazoa, Chordata, Actinopteri, Cyprinodontiformes, Rivulidae. The coding region runs from base 68 to 403 and encodes 111 amino acids.
GGUCUGGUUCUGAUCAGGACCACAUCAAGAUGAACAAGUUCUGACUCUCAGAACAACAGGAAAGUCCAUGAACUCAGUGAAGACCAGUGAAGAAGACACAAAGUGUCCCGGUCUGAAAGAAGACACAAAGUGUCCCAGUCCAAAGAAGACCCAAAGUGUCCCGGUCCAAAGAAGACCCAAAGUGUCCCAGUCCAAAGAAGACCCAAAGUGUCCCAGUCCAAAGAAGACCCAAAGUGUCCCAGUCCAAAGAAGACCCAAAGUGUCCCAGUCCAAAGAAGACCCAAAGUGUCCCAGUCCAAAGAAGACCCAAAGUGUCCCAGUCCAAAGAAGACCCAAAGUGUCCCAGUCCAAAGAAGACCCAAAGUGUCCCAGUCCAAAGAAGACCCAAAGUGUCUCGGUCUGAAAGAAGACCCAGGAACAUACCAUGAACAUCUAGACCAAGCCGCCCAAAAACAAGUUGAGUAAAACUUCAGCUACUUCCUGUGAGUUUGUAAAAUGUAAAAAACUUCAAAAUAAAAG